This is a messenger RNA of Zychaea mexicana, 843 nucleotides long. RefSeq lists its product as uncharacterized. Lineage: Eukaryota; Fungi; Mucoromycota; Mucoromycetes; Mucorales; Lichtheimiaceae. The record is from RefSeq and is a predicted model, not a curated record. Gene Ontology annotation, biological process: mitochondrial respiratory chain complex IV assembly. The coding region runs from base 119 to 778 and encodes 219 amino acids. Gene Ontology annotation, cellular component: mitochondrial inner membrane. The transcript has 3 exons.
CGAAAAAUAGCAUGACACCCACGAAUUUUUCACAGUUUUGGAUUUUCAGCUCGUUUUUUCCGUUCAUAUCCACGACGACGACAUUUAGUUGCAAUAUAUAUAUAUAUAUACAUUCACCAUGCAAAACAAAUCGAAAGCACGACUGACUGAAGAACAACAUAACGAACUCGAACAUCUUGCUUUUGUCACUGGUGUCAAGGGUGCUGCUAUCGGUAUUGGUAUUGGUGCCGUCGCUACCCUUAUGACGUUUCGUAGAUCAACACACUUUCGAGGGUUGAGCACGCCUGCGAAAGCAAUUCUACCCGGGUCGGCCGGAUUUGCUGGAUACUUGUUUGGAGCCGAUCGAGCAGCUACACGAUACGCCAACAAGAAAUUGGGUUAUGUGGACGACGAUAUCAUUCGAGACCUUCAAUCCGAUGCCAACAUAUCAGAACCAGGUGACACAAAACAACGGGUUGCUCAUUUCGUCAAUAAGAAUCGAUGGAAGAUUAUCGGUGGUUCAUGGGCAUUCUCUAUGGUCGGCGCUUUGGGAUUCACAUUCUCAAAUCGAUACUUAACAACACAGCAAAAGCUCGUGCAAGCGCGUAUGUAUGCGCAAGCAGCAACCAUUGCCGUCUUGUUGGCAUCUGCUGCGGUAUCAAUAUAUACGGGUGAAGAGGACAAGAAUAGAAAGGUGGAUGAGCCUGAUGAAGAACUACGUGCUGUUCUGAAUCUGCCUCAUCAACAGAGUAAAGCUGUUCGUAUGCCACAGCCCGCUUCGCCUAAUGAAGGCGCUUAAUCAAAACUGUAGAGUUUACCCUACAAAUGAUAAUAAAACAUAAUUUUUCUUUUACUUCACUGUCA